Ipomoea nil (Japanese morning glory) is the source of this 2017-nucleotide messenger RNA. RefSeq names its product probable anion transporter 3, chloroplastic. NCBI's taxonomy places the organism in Eukaryota, Viridiplantae, Streptophyta, Magnoliopsida, Solanales, Convolvulaceae. The coding region runs from base 225 to 1820 and encodes 531 amino acids. Gene Ontology annotation, cellular component: plastid. Gene Ontology annotation, molecular function: phosphate transmembrane transporter activity. Gene Ontology annotation, biological process: transmembrane transport. The transcript is spliced from 8 exons. The record is from RefSeq and is a predicted model, not a curated record.
UAUUCUUCAUGUCAAUUUCCUCACUUCUCGAGUUGUGUUGAUCCCAACAACCUCAAUUUGGGAAAUUAGGUAGGUUUAAUCCCCCCACUAAUGUCAUCGUUUUAAAAGCCUCCAUCUUUAGACUGCCCACCUAGCAUUUCUACAUCCCAGUAGUUCUCUUCUUUCUUUCCCUCCCUCCCGCAAGGCUAGCCAUAGCCAUAGCCAUAGCCAACCCCCUCUCUAAGAUGGCAGCCGUAACGUCUACUGCCAAAUGUCAACUACAUUCCUCCAAUCCAAAUUCUUCCUCCUUUUCCCACACCCGUUACGGCUUGAUCAAUUUUAGAAAGACCCAGUUGGGAUUCCAACAUAAAAUCCACACGAAAUGGGCUCCGGGGGGUCGUUUGGCGUUGGCUAGUGUGGAGGGAUCUCGGGGCUGUGUCGGGCGGCUUGUUCCUCCUCCUCCUCCUGCUGCCGCUGGUAGGAUUAAGCAGAGAGGACGUGAGGUGAGGUGUACUGCGGAGGGGAUAGAAACGGGGUUGCUGGGCGUUGGCGGGAGAGCCGCCGCCGCCGCCCAAGAGGAGGGUUUCAUGGUCCCGGAGAGGUUCAAGGUGGUGGCUCUGAUGGCCUGUGUGAUGUCCUUGUGCAAUGCUGACAGGGUUGUGAUGUCCGUCGCCGUCGUUCCCUUGGCUGCUAAAUACGGCUGGAGUAACGCUUUCUUGGGCGUCGUUCAGUCAUCGUUCCUUUGGGGAUACAUAUUUUCAUCGGUAAUUGGAGGAGCAUUGGUGGACAAAUAUGGAGGGAAGAGAGUCAUUGCUUGGGGUGCAGCCCUUUGGUCCCUCGCCACUCUUCUUACACCAUGGGCAGCAAAUCACUCCACGGUUGCUCUCUUAGUUGUUCGUGCUUUCUUUGGGCUUGCCGAGGGGGUAGCUCUACCUUCCAUGAAUACCCUUUUGUCCAGGUGGUUCCCGUGUCAUGAACGAGCUACUGCUGUAGGAUUAUCGAUGGGUGGAUUCCAUCUCGGAAACGUUGUGGGAUUAAUGCUAACCCCUUUGGCAAUGUCGUCGAUUGGAAUUUCUGGCCCGUUCAUCCUUUUUGCGUCUCUUGGGCUUCUCUGGCUAACGAUGUGGGUAUUCCGGGUCACGAAUGAUCCACAACAAAGCAAUUCCAUCACAAAGGCAGAGUUGCGGUUGAUUCAAGCCGGAAAAUCUGAUGCUCCCGUGGUUAAGGCCAAACUCCCCCCUAUUCAUCUCCUGCUAUCUAAAAUGCCCACUUGGGCCAUCAUAGUUGCUAACAUUACCAACAACUGGGGAUAUUUUGUUCUUCUUUCCUGGAUGCCGGUGUAUUUCAAAACUGUUUUCAACGUGAACUUGAAGCAAGCGGCUUGGUUUAGUGCUAUACCAUGGGCAACGAUGGCAGUGUCAGGCUAUGUUGCAGGGGCUGUGUCUGAUUCCUUAAUCAAAGCAGGAUAUUCCAUAACAUUUGUCCGGAAAGUCAUGCAGUCUAUUGGCUUCAUUGGCCCCGGAUUGUCAUUGCUCUGUCUGAACUUCGCCAAGACACCCGAGGUUGCAGCCAUAAUGAUUACAAUAGCCCUGAGCUUUAGCUCUUUCAGUCAGGCUGGCUUUUUACUAAAUAUGCAAGAUAUCGCACCUCAAUAUGCAGGAUUCCUCCACGGCAUAUCAAAUUCGUGUGGAACAAUGGCCGCCAUAGUGAGCACGAUUGGAACUGGGUUCUUUGUACAGUGGCUGGGAUCUUUCCAAGCAUUUUUGACACUCACAGCUUGUCUCUACUUCAUCUCUGCCAUUUUCUGGAAUCUUUUUGCCACUGGUGAAAGGGUUUUCUAAACUCAAACUCCAUUCAGUAGCCUAGCUGAAGAUGAAAAAAUACAGAAACAGUGGGGAGAGGAAACCUCAUUGCAAUGCUUCAUUCUUUAGUGUCGUUUAUAUUCUAACAUAUGUCUGGGGAAGGAUCAGACUUAGGAUUGUAUAGAUAUUUAUACAUUUAUAUAUGGAGUAUAUGAUAUAAUAUAUAUAUACAUACA